Messenger RNA from Solanum dulcamara, 2063 nucleotides. RefSeq lists its product as uncharacterized. Gene Ontology annotation, biological process: protein ubiquitination. Gene Ontology annotation, cellular component: cytoplasm. The transcript has 3 exons. NCBI's taxonomy places the organism in Eukaryota, Viridiplantae, Streptophyta, Magnoliopsida, Solanales, Solanaceae. Bases 114 to 1880 code for a protein of 588 amino acids. The record is from RefSeq and is a predicted model, not a curated record. Gene Ontology annotation, molecular function: ubiquitin protein ligase activity.
UCGCUAAAUUAAAAAAAAUAAAAAAUAUUGUCCAACAAGAAGGAAGGAAAACAUUUUAGCAUUUGGUGGGUCUUGGAUUGAUUCUUGUUUGGACCCCCGAUUUUCCAUAUCUCAUGCGGACCCUCUCCACCUUCGUUUUCUAUCUCUGCUUUUCUUCUGGUUUCUUUUCUCAGGCGAGAGAUCACUGCGCUGCCUCUAUUGAUAUCUUUCUGAUGGAUGCAAACUCAGAUUCUGUUUCACCAGAAUUGUCUGAUUCUUCUCUGCUUGGCCACAUGAGCAACAUUUUGGCUGUUGGCCCAACUGGACUUGCUCCUUCAUGUGCUUUAUGUCAUAGAUUGUUGACAUCAGAUAACGAGGCUGGUGAGUUUGAAGCAAUAAAUAUGUGUGGUGAUUGUAAAUUCUUACUCCUGGAGGAUUUUGGGUCGCCCAUGCAAGAUUAUCAGAGGAGGACACCUGUGCCGAGCAGAAGGUUGUACAGCAGUUCUGAGUCAAUUGAGAAUCUCUUUACUCAACACUUCUCACAAAUGAUUAAUCUGGCAAGGCUAAACCCAGCCAAUGAUCUAGAGCAUGAUAAUCAAUCAGUAGAAGGAGAUGUUGGGUUAAGGUCAGUGCAGCGCACCAGUUCCCGGACCACUCCAAGUGGUUCUAGGAGGUGGAGGAGGGUUCAUUCCGACGCCGAAAGUGAUGGUGUUGAUUCUCUCUUCGAAGAGACUGAAUCAAAUGUCACCAUCAGCGGAUAUAGGAACUUUAGUGAAAUUGAGUCCAUCUCUUAUAGUGCUUAUGGAGGGAACUCUGAUGCUUCUGUUGAUGGUAAUAGUUACCUUGAUAAUGAUCAUUCUUCUCACUCAGAUGAAGGAAGUGACUUCGAGACUGAUACUGAUAUUGACCCAAUGCAUGCUGGUAUGUAUAAUUGGAACUCUGAUAAUGAGGGAGAAGAUGAUGAUGACAAUGAAUGGGAGGAGGUUGAUACUGAUGCAGUACACUCUGUGGGUGCUAGAGCUCAACUACAAAGGUCAUUACACCUAAAUCAAAGCAAUCACAGUGGAAAUUGGCAAGGACAGUUUCAUUCUUCUGAAUUUCAGGGUACAGUUCGUUUCAGAAUUCCCGAGGGAAGUCAAAGACAUGUUACUGAUAUGUCAGCCAACUCACAUGAGUUGGAACAAUUCCAACAGACUGAUGCUGCUGACUAUCUUGAUGCUAGAACUUUUGAGGAGUUAUUGGAGCACCUCGCUGAAACAGAUGGUUUCAGAAGAGGCGCACCACCUGCAGCUGUCUCUGUUUUAAAUGAUCUGCCCUGUUUGGUUGUUAAAGAAGACCACGAACAGCUGGACAGUUUGUCUUGUGCAAUCUGCAAGGAUUCUCUUUUUGUUGGCACAGUUGUAAACCGACUUCCUUGUUCUCACUUGUAUCACCCCUCCUGUAUUUUGCCUUGGCUAGCGUCAAGAAACUCGUGCCCCCUCUGCCGCUAUGAACUUCCAACUGAUGACCUUGAUUAUGAGUACAGAAAACAGAGUGCCAGUAGUAAUUUGGUGAUAGAUCGAAUCCCACAGCAUGAAAUAAAUGAAGAUGGAUCUCCAGAUAGCAGUGACAGUGAAAAUGAUGAAUUUGGUUACAGUAUAACAGAAUCAGGAGAAGUGAUCCAUAAUGAGGCUGUCAAUGAACAAUCUGGUGGUGAGGGUGCACGAGAAAGGUGGUUUCUUGCAGCUGCUGCUCCUGUUGUUGGUGUUGUUGGAGUCGUUCUGAUGUUGUGGUUAGGAAACCCAAUCAUGGAGAGGAGCCUUAGUCUCCCUAUUUUCUGUUCACAAGGGCAACGUACUAAUCAACCUUUGCCUUCUCAGCAGGUUAAUAACCGUGGCAGGAGAUGGUGGUCUCUGUUUUAACUUUUUAUAUGCCUGUUCUAACAUGUUUCUGAUCAUCAGAUUGGUAAAGAUUUAAAAAAUCAGUAAAGAACCAAUUUGAGGUAUCAUUUAGGUUGUAUGUUGUGAACACACCUGUUUGUACUUGGAUUUUCCGAAACUAUCUCAUCUUUAUUAAUGGCGAAGCUUACUCCGCUCUUGGAUACA